AUGGCCACCCCCAAUGUUCUUACCUUUGACGCUGAGGGGAGGGCCAUUGACUUUGCCGUCUGGAUUGAAGACCUGCAGCUGUAUUUACUGUGUGAUGCGAUAGAUGAGGUCUCUCUCUUUGACUUUGUCUCUGGCGCUGUCCCUGCCCCACCUGCUGAUGCUGACUCUGCCGUUCGCUCCAAGUGGGCGACCCGCGAUGCUGCUGCACGUCUUGCUGUGCUUGCACGCUACUCCUCCCCUUCCUCCGCUACCCUUAGCCGCCUCAUGCUACCGUUUCUCUUCCCUGACCUCGCUUCCUUUCCCACAGUCGCUGACCUCGUUACCCACCUCCGUGCUAGUGACACCCGCUACCGCGCUGCCCUUCCUGCUGAGUUCCGCGCUGCGAACCCCCCUCCCAUGUACAUCACUCUCUACUUUCUCGUCACCCGUCUCCCUGAGUCCCUUCGUGCCGUUAGGGACCAGUUUCUCUCUGUCUGUCCCACCACUCUCACUGUCGACCUCCUUGAGGAGUCCCUGCUAGCGGCUGAGAAGAGUAUUGUCGCUGUAGGGGCCUCUCGGGGUGACCCUCGCACCCCCAUCUUUGAGGGGUGUGGUCCUUCCCCCCUGCUGCCCUCUGUCGCCUCUGCCGCUGCGGCCGACCUCACUGGUUUUGAGUCGGUCGGCGCGGCGUCUGCCCCCAGCGGCAGACGCCGCACUGGCAAGGGCAAGGGGGGCAAGGGAGCGGGUGGGGCUAGAGGGGGCGGUGGAGGAGGCGGUGGGGGUGGCGGGGGGAGUGGGGGUGGCGGUGGGGGUGGUGGCGCAAGUGGAGGUACUGGUGGCGGCGGUGGAGGCGGAGGUGGCGGCGGAGGUGGUAGUGGAGGAGGCGGUGGGAGCGGUGGGAGCGACGGUCCUGGUGGGGGAGGUGGAGGUGGAGACGGGGGUGGCGGUGGAGGCGGGGGUGGCAGUGGAGGCGGGGGUCGGAGUGGCUCGUCCCAGCGGAGCAGCUCCGGGGGUGGUUAG
Molecule: messenger RNA, 999 nt
Organism: Closterium sp. NIES-65
Lineage: Eukaryota; Viridiplantae; Streptophyta; Zygnematophyceae; Desmidiales; Closteriaceae
Source: the annotation of a GenBank genome assembly